Molecule: messenger RNA, 1833 nt
Organism: Aureobasidium uvarum
Lineage: Eukaryota; Fungi; Ascomycota; Dothideomycetes; Dothideales; Saccotheciaceae
Source: the annotation of a GenBank genome assembly
AUGGCAGCCCUACUGUCAGGACUGCUCAGUCUCCGACACAGUCGCCGUCUGGCCCGCGUCCCGCCGUACCUAUCGCUGCUGUGCAUCGUCAUUGGCGUCGCCUGGUUGUUGCUGCUGCCCCUCGACGAAUAUUCCCGCCGCACUUAUGUCUCCGAGAACGCCAUCCUGCCCGGCCAGGUCCACACCUACUUUGGUGGCAGCGAACACAAUGUCUUUCGCGCAUACAGACAGGAGGUCGCCGAGAUGGACCAGCUCUCCUCCGAGGACCGCUCCCAGAAGCUAUACCAUCUGCUCGGCGCCAACGGACUGAAGCCCGAUAUCCAAAACUACUCUUAUGAUGUCUCGGGCCAGAACAAGACGGGCCAGAAUGUCUAUGCUCUCCUUCAGGGUCCGAGAGCAGAUGCCACCGAAGCAAUGGUCCUGAUUGCUGCGUGGAGAAACAUGGACGACGAGAUCAACUACUCCGGUGUCGCUUUGCUCUUGACUCUGGCAAGAUAUUUCAAGAGGUGGUCCAUCUGGUCAAAAGACAUUAUUGUCUUGAUUCCCUCGGACAGCACCUAUGGCCCACACGCCUGGGUCGAUGCCUACCAUGACACGCACGACACCACUGCCGUACAGGCCCUGAACAUCAAGGCGGGUGCUCUACAAGCCGCAAUUGCUGUUGACUACCCUGCUGGUCCAUGGGGCCAUCGCUUCGAAAAACUCCAUGUUGUAUACGAUGGCAUCAACGGCCAGUUGCCCAACCUUGAUCUUGUCAACACUGCUGUCAACAUUGCUCAGGGUCAACUCGGUAUCAGCUGUACCAUCCAGCGCAUGUGGGACCACAAGGACAGCUACCGUGAACGCCUUGAUACCAUGCUCAGGGGUAUGAUGAACCAAGCUGUAGGUCAUGCGAGCGGUCCUCAUAGUGUCUUCAUGCCUUACCACAUUGAUGCAAUCACUCUGCAAACGGUUGGCGAUGGCUGGCAUGACGAGAUAUCGCUCGGAAGGACUGUCGAGAGUCUCUUUCGCAGCGUGAACAACCUCCUCGAGCAUUUGCACCAGAGUUUCUUCUUCUAUCUGCUCAUGCAAGCCAACCGCUUUGUGAGCAUUGGUACUUAUCUGCCUAGCGCCAUGCUGAUUGCAGUAAACUUUACCAUCACUUGUAUUCUACUCUGGGUGCAAAGCGGUCGACCAGAACGCCAGAGCCCUAACCCGGCCUCUCCCAAGAGCGAAAAGAAGCCCGAGAUGACCCUUGUCAAAGAAGGAGAGAACGUGGCUCUGGUGCCCUCUGCAGAUCUUGAGGUGGUUCAAAGGGAUCUGUUCAGCCCUCUGGCCAUCGUUCUCGGCAUUCAUGCUUUGGNNACAUCUCUCACAAUGUUAUCGGCUCUCGUGAUACCCACAAUCACCAUGCCUGCGAUUCUCGCAUUCAGCCUUCGCAGCACUCUCCGCCUUCCACCUCAGACUUUUACUCUCAUCCAAUGCUUCUCCUUGCUUCUACUCGGUGCCGCCCUCUCUACUCUCGCAACACUCAACUUCUCGCAAGCUCUCUUUGUCGGGCUUCUGGCUUCUCCGCUGUCUUUUGUCCGACCAUUUUCACCUCCGAAAACGUGGCCAAUUGCCGUGAAGGUUGUGUUGGGAGUGCUGUCUGUGGCGGUCAUGAUCGCUACUUCACCACCAGCUGCAUUGUAUGUUCUAGGACUCGUGACGGGCAAGGGCUUCGACGAGGUUAUUGCAGCUGCGGCUUGGGCGUGGAGAGUGGAAAGAGUGUGGACGGGAGUCACGGUGUGGGUGCUGUGGUGGCCAGCAUGGGUGUGUGGAGGCCUUGCUCUAUGCAGUGGCUUCAUAGGGUGA